AUGAAAAUGUCCAAUGCUCAUAAUAAAAAAAGGUCAUUAUCACCAUCGACCGAUGAUCAAAAUCAAAAUAAUAAAAAACGUAAAACAAAACAAAUAUUAGAUUCAGUAUUAAAUAAAAAACAAUUAUCCGGAACAAAAACACUUGUACGUGCACCAAAAAAAUUGUUACAAUUGACAACAACAAAUAAUAUAACAACAGAUCAGGAACGAAUUAAUAUCGAAGAAUAUGGUAUGGAAAUUGAUCCAAAUGAACCACGCUAUUGUACAUGUAAUCAAGUUAGUUUUGGUCGAAUGAUUAAAUGUGAUAAUGAAUCGUGUCCAUUAGAAUGGUUUCAUUUUCAAUGUGCCAAUGUUGAUGUCGCACCAAAAGCAGAUAACAAUUGUGGUUUUGUCCACAAUGGGUUGCCAGAAAAAUUUUUGCGGGAAAAUGAUCAGCGUGGUCGAUUACCUAUGAAGUCGUGUUUAUCUCAAAUGGAUCACCUUGCUUUUAUGAGAAAAAAAAAAUUUUAA
Molecule: messenger RNA, 510 nt
Organism: Didymodactylos carnosus
Lineage: Eukaryota; Metazoa; Rotifera; Eurotatoria; Philodinida; Philodinidae
Source: the annotation of a GenBank genome assembly